Leptosia nina is the source of this 687-nucleotide messenger RNA. Lineage: Eukaryota; Metazoa; Arthropoda; Insecta; Lepidoptera; Pieridae. The record is from the annotation of a GenBank genome assembly.
AUGGUAGAGGAUAACGAUCAGAAUUAUGGGAGGACGACGAAUAAAAACGUCUUGUUGAAAAUUGUGAUUCUCGGUGACGGUGGAGUGGGGAAAUCAUGUUUAAUGAGUAGAUUUAUAUCUAAUCACUUUGAUGAUCACAAUUUCCACACGAUAGGCGUGGAGUUUAUGAAUAAGAUGAUAGAAGUCAAUGGAAAGCAGUAUACUUUGCAGAUUUGGGACACAGCGGGCCAAGAACGGUUUAAGUCACUCAGAACACCAUUUUACCGUGGCACAGACAUAUGCAUAUUGGCAUAUGCUAUAGAUGACCGUAGUUCCUUUAAUAAUAUUAAAACAUGGUUAAAUGAAUUUCUUCAUUAUGCUGGCGUUAAGAAUGGAAUUGAAAAAUUUCCCUUUGUUGUGGUUGGAAAUAAGUCAGAUGUUUCAUCAAAAGACAGAGAGGUGUCAUAUGAUCAACUAAAGCAAUGGUGUGAACAAAAUAAAAUUGGCACAUACAUUGAAACAUCUGCUAAAACAGAUAAUAAUGUGGUUGAGGCGUUCUCAAUGGCAGUACAAAGAUGGACGACACUUGAGGAAAAAGCUGAAAAGGAACUUCGUAUGCUUCACCAUCCAGACACUGUGACGUUACACGGUUCGUCAACAUCCAGCGGUCUGCGGGCGACUUGUUGCUCUCGAUUCAUGGAAGUAUAG